Messenger RNA from Lactuca saligna, 2044 nucleotides. Lineage: Eukaryota; Viridiplantae; Streptophyta; Magnoliopsida; Asterales; Asteraceae. The record is from the annotation of a GenBank genome assembly.
UGAAUACAUAUGUUUUAUUCAAAUAUUCAGUCGUGAAUAUGUAUGUUAUAUUCACAUAUGAAUAGAACAUAGCUAUUGAAGGAAAGGAAUUGAAAGUAACAGCAGAGUCUGUUCAUGACACGUUGGGCAUACCAAUUGGUGGAAACAAACUUACACAACUGGAUCAAUGGCCUAAGGAUGAUACAAGUUAUGAUGAAUGGAAGCAACAAUUUAAAACGGAUUCAAUCAUCCGACUGACUACAAUCAAAAAUGUUAUUGUUUCUACCACACAAGUUGAUUUUAAUUUCAAAUUGAACUUCUUAGUUCUUUUUGUCAACACUUUUUGCGAGUCAACAUCAAUGGGAAGAUGUAACAUGUUUCCCUUGAGUUAUAUUUCAAGAAAAACAAAUAUCAACAACAUAAACUGGUGCAGCUAUGUUUUGAAUUGUCUUGUUAGAACAAAAAACUCAUACAUACCAUACUCAGAUAACAACUUCUUUGUUGGGCCUUCAGCUUUCUUGGUGAGAAUAUUAGAUAUUGAGAGACAUUUGAACAAGAAAAAGGUAGAUUUAGAGUUGGAGAAUUAAACGAAGAAUUUGUUAAUGAACAAAAUGAAGGAGAUACAGAUCUCGAAGACAGUGAUUCUGAUAAAGAUGAAGAUCAUUAUGUUGAGACAUAUGAAUCAAAAAUAUCAAAAAUGCUUAAUAGUUUUGAGAGGGUGAAGGAAAAGCUGAAUUCAAAGCUUAAUGAUGCGAUGACAAAGUUCCCUGAAAAGGAAAGUUUUAGAAUUUUCAAAGAAAAUAUGAAAAAUAUGAUUGUUGAAGAAAAAACUAAAAGCACAACACUUUUUAAUUUUCCAAUUAAUGAAACUGGAGUUGAAGGAUUCAAUUUAACACCAAUAAUGGGUCAAAAAACAAAUGAUCAAACAGAAAAUGAAGAUAAAGAGGGAAAUGGUGAAGAAGACAGUGAUAAUGGUGCAAGUCAACCAGAAGUAGAUUAUUUGCUAGAUUCAAAUGAAGCAGAUAAUGAAGGAAUAAAGAAUGAUGCAGAUAAAAAUAAAAAAGAAGAUGAAAUUGGAGUAAAAGAGAAAGAUGGAAAAAGGAAUGAAAAUCAGAAUGAUGAAGAGGAAAAAGAUGAUCAUGCUGAGGAAACAAAUAAUCAUGAAGAGACUAUUCAACAAACUAAAAAUGAAAAUUUGUUGGAUAAAAUUGUUGACAACAUUGUGGACAAAGUCCUUGGAAUUGGAGUUUCAAGUUUAAAUAAUCAAGAAGAUGAAAUCUGGAAUCACCCUGAAAUGAAAACUAUUUUCGAUAAUAUUGAUAUAGGGUCACCAAUAAGUAUAGGUAAAACUAAUACUCUUGCAGAAAAGGAAAAAUUAGAAGGUGUACAUGAACAAGGAACAAAAGUUGAAAAAACAAAGGGAGAUGAUAUAGGCAUGGAAAACUAUGAAGAUAGAAAUGAAGGAGGAACAGAAGCUAAGAACAAGAAAGAUGGAGGUGAAGAAAAACAAACAAAAAUUGAAAAAGGAAAUGCAGAAGAUAGAGGAAAGAAAAAGUCAGAAAAUCAAAAUAAGAAAGGAGAAAAAGCUAACAAGACAAAAGGAAAUAAAGGAGGACCAUCAAAGCAUGAUCUGGAUCAACCAAGAGAGAAGAAGCUUGCUGAUGCUUUCAAAUCACCUUUCAAAUGCAGAAUAACAGACACAAAACCCAAACUGACACAUCAGGAGAGUAUUGUCUGUGAAUGGUUGUUCAACUUACAAGGCAAUACAUCAGAUGUGGUUUUCCAGACAAAAUAUGGUCAGAUAGCAGAAAGAGCAGUUAUGGAAAGUCUAUAUGCAAACACAAAGAUUUUUGGAGAAGUUUUAGACACUUGGUCUGAUUUACUUAACCACCAAGAACUGGAAAGGGAUUUUGGAAAUUUACCAUACAGACUUUUCUUGAAAGUUGGAGUUUCUGCUAAGGUGUUGGAUCUUGCUGAAAAAUAUCAAAAAGUUGAAUUCAAAGUGCGUACUGAUCAUGCAUACAAGGCUAUGAAAACAAUUCAAAAAAGGUUAAAAGAAUAUUGA